AUGUUUGGAGAUCGCAGGGGUGGUACCAAGGCUGAAGAAGGAGAAGAAAAAUGCGAUGAGACCUGGGAAUUGAGUAGACAGCGCGUCCAAGGGACCGAGGAUCCGGUCCGUUACGAGGUGAGGACUGAGGCAAAGGCACUGAGGGACAGGAGUUUCCCCCUCCUGGUCCCCUCCGGCCUCCUCAUCCCUCGCCAUUCGGGCUCGGUUCUAGGUGAAGUCGAGGGAUUAUUGAGUCAUGGAUCCGGUGUUAUCUUGAACCUUGGACGUGUGGACCACGAGACGUUUCUCGAGGAUGGUCACGGAUAUUUGUGCCUUCAACCUAGCCUUCAUGAUGUUGGAGUAGAGUGCAUUCUCACUUACAAGCUCAGAGGGAUCAUUCACCAGAGACCGGUGAGAGAGAAGCAGCUGUCCAGACUUUUCAUGAAUUUCAACAUGGAUGCCAGAGAUCUUCACGAAGAGGAGGAAGACUCAGAUGACGAGGAAUGCCUGACCUCCAUGCUGGAUACUUUAUUGCUGAGCAUGGAGCACGGAGCCGAGUUUAGAAAAUUCCCCGUCUCUUCCUGUGAGAAGAACUGCGAAGAGGCCGAGGUGAAGAAAGUGUGCCAAAUGUGCAUGAGCAGCAAGCGGCUGAUCGACAGACGGGAUUCGUCUAUUCAGACAAGCCCCAUCGACGAAAUUGAAUCCAUCAUUCCACAUAUCGACAGCGAAGCUAGUGAUGAGGAAGAUCAGGAGGAAGCGGAGUCCCGGAGUGCUUUGGCCAACUCUUCAGUCGAAAUCGGAGAAGAAACCAAAGCGAAGGAAGAGGAAAAGGAAAGGGAAAAAGAAGGCAAUUCUGGAGACGAAAGAGGCACAGAGAGAACCAGCUCUUCUACUUCUCCCACUCCAGAGAAGGGAGAAGCAGAGGCAGAGACAGGGGCAGGGGCAGAGGCAGAGGCAGAGGCAGAGGCAGGGGCAGAGGCAGAGGCAGGGGCAGGGGCAGAGGCAGAGGCAGAGGCAGAGGCAGAGGAUCCUUCACGAACCCGACCGUGCCCUACAUCCAUUCACCAUGUCCCUAAAACUGCCCUUCAUUCUGGUUUUCUUCGGACCACCGGUGAUCGAACGGGGGAUGGGAGGACAAUUGUGAGAGUGGACUUUCGUCGAUGGACGGAACACGUGCCAGCCUCGCAUUUCGCCUCUCUUCUCCUGUACUCCAUCUCGACUUUACGGAAAGACGUGGCUCGCAAGGGUCUUGUCCUGGUGGGUGUAGGAGAAUCCAAUGACGAGAGCUCGCUCUGUUGCCUCACACAAUCCCUCCAACAAAUCCACGUGCGGCUGCCGCGCUUGCCUUUGCUAGUGAUAUUCGGUGCUGGAGAAAGUGAACCAAGAGUCCAGACCUUGUUCAAAUCUCUUGGUCUCGAGGUGAAAUUCUAUCCAUCCACUGAGGCCUUAAUGGAGAAACUGAAGCUGAAAUCACUUCCAAAGAGUCUUCAGCUUGAUUGGGAGGAUUCACUGCUCGAGUACAUUCACUUCAGAGAGGUGAGGAUGAAAAGACAAAAUAAAUCCUCUGCUGUCUUCAUGGAGCAUUUGAAGUUCAAAUGGAGUGCUGCAAUUUUUGAAAAGAAAAUAUGA
This is a messenger RNA of Darwinula stevensoni, 1608 nucleotides long. NCBI's taxonomy places the organism in Eukaryota, Metazoa, Arthropoda, Ostracoda, Podocopida, Darwinulidae. The record is from the annotation of a GenBank genome assembly.